Heteronotia binoei (common prickly gecko) is the source of this 2185-nucleotide messenger RNA. RefSeq names its product inosine monophosphate dehydrogenase 2 (gene IMPDH2). The transcript has 14 exons. Gene Ontology annotation, biological process: GTP biosynthetic process. NCBI's taxonomy places the organism in Eukaryota, Metazoa, Chordata, Lepidosauria, Squamata, Gekkonidae. Gene Ontology annotation, cellular component: cytoplasm. The coding region runs from base 337 to 1881 and encodes 514 amino acids. Gene Ontology annotation, molecular function: IMP dehydrogenase activity. The record is from RefSeq and is a predicted model, not a curated record.
AAACCGGAAGUUUGUGCAAUGCAGAGGGCUUCCUCCCCUACACACUUUUCAUAAAGACUGGCGGUCGACAGAAGGGGGAGGGCGCUCUUUGCGUAAGGCGAGAAGGCGGAGCCUGGUCUGCCGCGCUGCCUCUUGUUCUUGCCGCGCUGCCGCGACACUCCUCUUGGGGUGCCCGCCUGGCGCGCUUUGGUCCUCUCUCGCCCUUUCUCCCGCGCGUGUCGCCGGGGUCUCGUGUGCUUUGCGCGCGGGAGAGGAUCACGCGCCAGGAGACAGCCUCGCGCGCACCCUCCACCACCUCCUCUGGCAGUCGGACGGAGCUCGGGUCACUUCCCCACCAUGGCCGAUUACCUGAUCAGUGGCGGCACCGGCUACGUGCCAGACGACGGGCUGACGGCGCAGCAGAUGCUCAACUGCGGAGACGGGCUCACGUACAAUGACUUCCUUAUACUCCCUGGCUACAUAGACUUCACUGCAGACCAAGUGGACUUGACUUCUGCUCUGACCAAGAAGAUAACUUUGAAGACUCCGUUGGUAUCUUCCCCUAUGGACACCGUAACAGAGGCCAGCAUGGCCAUUGCGAUGGCACUCACAGGUGGGAUUGGAUUCAUCCACCAUAAUUGCACCCCAGAAUUCCAGGCCAAUGAAGUACGAAAAGUUAAGAAAUAUGAACAAGGAUUUAUCACAGACCCAGUAAUCCUGAGCCCCAAAGACAGAGUCCGAGACGUUUUCGAAGCGAAAGCCAGACAUGGGUUCUGCGGCAUCCCCAUCACGGACAAUGGGAAGAUGGGCAGCCGGCUGGUGGGGAUUAUCUCAUCCCGAGACAUUGACUUCUUGAAGGAGGAAGAGCAUGACUUGCCUCUUAGUGAGAUCAUGACCAAGCGAGAAGACCUUGUUGUAGCGCCUGCAGGAGUUACGUUAAAAGAAGCCAAUGAAAUUCUGCAGAGGAGUAAAAAAGGCAAGUUGCCCAUUGUUAACGAACAGGAUGAAUUGGUGGCCAUAAUUGCUCGUACGGAUCUGAAGAAAAAUCGGGACUAUCCCCUGGCAUCCAAAGAUGCCAAGAAACAGUUGCUCUGUGGGGCUGCCAUUGGGACCCAUGAAGAUGAUAAAUAUCGUCUUGACCUCCUUGUGCAGGCUGGUGUGGAUGUUGUUGUGUUGGAUUCUUCUCAAGGGAACUCAAUUUUCCAGAUCAACAUGAUCAAAUAUAUCAAAGAGAAAUACCCCAACCUGCAGGUCAUUGGAGGCAAUGUGGUGACAGCAGCUCAGGCAAAGAACUUGAUCGAUGCCGGGGCGGAUGCCUUGAGGGUUGGCAUGGGCAGCGGGUCCAUCUGCAUCACGCAAGAAGUCUUGGCAUGUGGGAGACCUCAGGCCACAGCAGUGUACAAAGUGUCUGAGUACGCCCGGAGGUUUGGUGUGCCAGUGAUUGCAGAUGGUGGCAUCCAGAAUGUUGGCCACAUCGCCAAGGCCCUGGCACUUGGUGCUUCUACAGUGAUGAUGGGCUCCCUUCUGGCUGCCACCACAGAAGCCCCAGGGGAAUAUUUCUUCUCUGACGGGAUCCGACUGAAAAAAUACCGGGGCAUGGGAUCACUUGAUGCCAUGGACAAAAACCUUGGCAGUCAGAACAGAUACUUCAGUGAGACGGAUAAAAUCAAAGUGGCACAGGGGGUUUCUGGUGCCGUGCAGGAUAAGGGCUCCAUCCACAAGUUCAUACCAUACCUGAUUGCUGGCAUCCAGCACUCCUGCCAAGAUAUUGGUGCCAAGAGCGUCACCCAAGUUAGGGCCAUGAUGUAUUCAGGAGAGCUGAAAUUCGAAAAGAGAACAACGUCUGCCCAGGUGGAAGGAGGGGUUCACAGUCUCCACUCAUACGAGAAACGCCUUUUCUGAUGAAGGUCCCCUUCGCCUUUCAACAGCCUCUUUGCCCUGUGGGUGCCUGUGCUGCCCUUCUCAUGAACUGCUCUCUUCAUGAAGUGCCAUUUUGCUAGAAGGGCUGGUGCUGCUCGUGGCUCCCUGCCCAUUGGUUCAUCAGCUAUCUUGACCAAGGCUGAAGAGAAUGCAUCAGCCUAUUCCAGAGGAAGUGCUGUCACUUGAAUGAGGCUCUUGAGAAGGGCCCUGUACGGGUGUUGAUGUGUGUUUUUACAAUAAAACAGAGGAGAAGGAGCAUUUUCUGCCUUCUUCCUGAUGAAAUGCA